Molecule: messenger RNA, 1695 nt
Organism: Epithele typhae
Lineage: Eukaryota; Fungi; Basidiomycota; Agaricomycetes; Polyporales; Epitheliaceae
Exons: 6
Coding region: 1-1695 (564 amino acids)
Biological process (GO): endoplasmic reticulum to Golgi vesicle-mediated transport; endocytosis; intra-Golgi vesicle-mediated transport
Cellular component (GO): Golgi apparatus
Molecular function (GO): GTPase activator activity
Source: RefSeq, a predicted model, not a curated record
AUGUCGUCCGGGAUGAACAAGAUGACCGCCGAGCGCAAUCAGCGCAUCGUCAUGGACCUUGCGAUUCAGCCGGGGAAUGACGUCUGUGCCGACUGCAAGGCACGUAACCCCCGGUGGGCAUCUCAUAACAUCGGGAUAUUCAUCUGCGUGAGCUGUGCGGGCAUCCACCGAAAAAUGGGGACGCAUAUAUCUAAGGUGAAGAGCCUGACGAUGGAUCAGUGGUCGAAGGAGCAGGUCGAGACGAUGAAGGAGAACGGGAACCUCAAGUCGAAUGCUUACUACAACCCGGACGAGAUCAAGAACCCUCCGCCCACCAACAUGAUCGACCAAGAGCGGGACAGUGACCUGGAGAAGUACAUCCGAUCCAAAUACCAGUACAAGUCGUUUGUCACCAAGAAGUCUGCGGCAACGGCGCUACUCGGUCCCUCGAGGUCAGCAUCGAGUCGACUCUCGUCAGCCGCGCCGACUGCCACUCGUUCCCAAACCAUGCCCCCUUCAUCAUCCGCUUCGGCUCCACCCACUUCUUAUCUCUCCGCUGCGCACGCGGUAGCACGAACUCCCAGCCCUUCACAACAUAAGCCAUUACCUCCCGUUCGCGCUGCGUCACAACCCGUCGCCCCUCCCGCCCCCGCGGCACCCCAGCCACCCCCGCAGCAAGCCGCGCCUCCUACGCAACCUCGAAUCCUCUGUGGGGAGAUCUUGCGCAGCUUCAAAAUCAGGCGACGAACUCCUCCCUCCCCUGCAGUACGCCGCACCCCUACCAUGUCCGCUCCCAUGAGCAUCCAGAACACCGGCCUUUCGGUGCCGGCUCAGCAGUUCACCGGGCUCUCCGCGAGCCCCAGCAACCCGUUCCCGUCGAUGCUCAUGCAGCAGCAGACGGGCAUGUUCCCACCACGGAGCAUGAGCCUCAAUACUGGCCUCACGAUGAACGGGAUGAACGGCGUCGGGGGGAACACUCUGGGCUACGUCCCUUCCGGCUCGAUGGGCAUGCUGCAGCCCCAGCCCGCGGCGCCCUCUCUCAGCUCUGGUUUCCUGCAACAGAGCUUGAGUUCGAGCCCACAACCGCCGUUCGCCCAGUCCAUCUCCCCCGGCAUGUCUAUGCAUCAGCAGCAGUAUCAACAACAGCAGCAGCAACAGCAGCAGGCAUUCGGGGGCGUUCCCUCGUCGUUCGGUCAAGCCGGGCCCUCCAUGAUGUCGGCGUCGCCGAUGCACUCUACGUCGCCUAUGCCGCAAGGCUCGCCCAUGUUCCCCUCUCAGCCCCUGGGACAGAUGCAAAGCUCGCCCAUGUUCCCACCGCAACAGCUUGGACAGAUGCAGGGUUCACCUAUGUUCCCGUCGCAGCAGCUCGGGCAGCAGGGCUCGAACCCGUUUAUGAACAUGCAGCAGCAGCAGCAGCAGCAGCAUAUGCAGCAACAGCAACAGCAGAUGCAAAUGCAGAUGCAGAUGCAGAUACAGCAGCAGCAGCAGCAGCCGGUCAUGACCGGUUUCCAGCCCCAGCAGCCGUUCGCGUCGCCGUCGCCGAGCAUGUUCAUGCCACCCGGACAGCAGCAGCCACAACAACAGCCACAACAGCAGCAGAUGUUUGGGCAGCAGCAAACGAAUCCGUUUGGGGCGAUGGGGUGGCAGCAGCCGCAGAUGCAGCAGCCAACGGGAUUCAUGGGCCAACAGCAGUCGUGGGGCCCGGGACGGAUGUGA